Molecule: messenger RNA, 3513 nt
Organism: Aspergillus nomiae NRRL 13137
Lineage: Eukaryota; Fungi; Ascomycota; Eurotiomycetes; Eurotiales; Aspergillaceae
Product: putative lipase
Exons: 3
Coding region: 1-3513 (1170 amino acids)
Biological process (GO): lipid metabolic process
Source: RefSeq, a predicted model, not a curated record
AUGCCUAAUCUAUUCGGCCUUGUGCCAAUCUUGAGGCGAGAUGAACCCCAACCUGAUCUGGAAUUGGCUCAGGGUAGUGGCGCAAGUCAUAUACCCGCAACGUCGGGCGCGACUCUACUCCCACGUCCAAUGGCUUCAAUUGUUUCCUUUGUUACUCAGUCCACUUCGCUCUCCCUCAGAGUUGGGACGUUCUUCGGAGGAGUGGCCAUCGAUGGAGCAAGAGCUACCACGCUGACGGGGUUGGAGCUCAGUAGAGCAGUCAUUGAAGGCGUCCUGACAAGAGCUGGACGGGAUGUGGCCACGAGGAGCAGCGGAGAACAUGGCAAAGUAGAAGCAGAAUCUAUACUGGAGCGAAGCCUUGCCGCUCUGCACAAGUCGGUCACGUCUGCAUCGUUCUUCGUCGCUGCAACGUUCCAUUUCUCUUCUACAACUCUUUCAUCUGCUUCGAACAUGUCCCAGGCGCUUUUGUCUACUCUUGAUGCAAUACUUGGUUCAACUGAGUCUUCAAGGGCGAUAGCUGCUAUCAUAACGCUUAUCCGAAGAGAAUUUCGGAACCCAAGCGUUGAGUCUAUGACUGAUGAUAACAUUGGUGUUGGGGACCUCUUGGUAGGCACAGUUGGCUUCGCCAUGCUUCAACGCUGGGGAAGGAAAAAUACAGAACGACAAAUAAGUACGAAUGGUGGGGACGAGGCCAUCUGGGAUGUUGUCAUCUUGGAUAAUGGCGUCAGAGCAGAUGUUGUUGGGAUGCACCAGAUAGAACUUACGAGGAGGCCUCGUAGCGACUUUCACGAUGAGACGAGGCGUUCAUCUUUCAUAUCGCCUGGCAAUGACGAGGAAGCCUUCGAUGCUGUGCAGCGUCCGGCGAGUAGGGGUGAUAUGACCGAGAAACAUUCCCUUUCGCUUCCUCCAGGAGACCAUCAAAUGUCCGACGAUGAAAUCCGGUUGUAUAUUAUGAAGCAGCUUCCUCAAGGCUGUCGUGCCUCGAUAAAGACCGAUCUAGUCACUGCACGUACUAUUACAGUUGACAUCUACGAUGACGACAGCGCAGAGAUUGCUGCUCCACCCGGUACGAUGGUGAUUGAGGAAAGGUUCCGUAACGAUCAGUGCUUUGGCAGUAGUGCGGGAUCGAGCCCUCCCCAACUUCCCAAGCACACUGUUGUUUUUCGAACGGCUUUCAAUAAAUCUCAAAGUGCAGACGUGAGGCUAUCACGCGGAGACGAUAUCUCGGGUAUAUACGAGAUCAAUUCUGACCAUGGCAACCAGAGUCCUUCCUUGAGUCAAGGCAUUACGAUUACUGGCUCACCCCAUGACGCCGAGUCAACUGUCGCAAAUCACCAUCAUGCUAUGCUCCAAGACAAACCAAUACAAACUAUCCAAACUGCAAUUGAAGGUGGCAGCCAUCGAAACCCUCGUUUGCCAGGAACCAAUGGACUGGAUAAAUCUUCAUACGAGCCAACGCUGCCCGCUGAUUCAAGCAGCUCUAAACGAUACCGUGUAGAAUCUGCUAGGACCGCUUCAAACGAAGCUGACACCACUUCAAAAGGCUCGUUUGGGAAAGGCUCCCUGACGAGGAUUGCACAGAAAGUGAAGCCGGCGUAUGUUGAGAGAAGUGACCAGAGUAAGCGACUAUCGGGGAAGGAAAAGUCUAGCACACCACCUGUCCAUUCCGUCCAACGCAGCAAGGGUUCGAAAAGCUCCGUCCCUGAAAGAAAAUCAUCAGCUUCCAGACAAUCUCCCAAACCUGCCGCAGAAGCAAAACAGGAAAAGCCGCCACUCCCUUCCAAGGCUCGACUUUCGCCUAUAGCGAACCGAGGCUCACCAAGAUCACCUUUACAAAGCGCUCGACUGCCUGUCCCUUCAACAGUGCGAAGUGGUAGCGCACGGGAAACGGCCCCCGAAAGGAAUCCGAUGCCUGAGUUUUACGCAAUACACGAGAAGAAUGAAGAAUCUUUCAUGAAGCAAACGGAUGCUUAUUCUACAAACGUGCGCCCGAAAUCUUCUGCAGGUGUGAGAACACAUGUGCGUAGCAGCAGUUCUAUGUCAGUCACACGAUCUGAGGCGGAAAUGUCUGUGUCUGUCAAUGAUGGGCGUCCGGGCUCCUCAAAUUUACACAAAAGUUCUCAUACGUUUACUCCCAGCAUAUACUCUUUAGCAACGGCUGGCUCGGAGACGUCACUCAUACUUGCACAUCGGUCCCGCAAGAGUGCUUACGAUGAUAUGGAAACUAUGCAAGCAUUAAGUCGCGAUGGACUUGUACCAGGAAUAUUUCCCGAAAAGCAUUUUGUGCAGAAUAUCAGGCGUUUCCUCCGGUUUUCCUCAGCAUCUUAUGGAUCAAAUGCCCUCAAAGUCAUGGGUGUUCCACCAACGACCAAGGCUCUUGCAUCUCAAGAAUCUGACAGUCGAGAGCAUAGCGACUUCUCAGAUCACACUGGCCUGCCGGCUUCGACAAUACUUCUCUCGUCCUUUGUCGAUCCCGCGGGUGGGUCAAACGCUGCUGGGGAGACGGAGACUGGCUUUCCUCUAGUCCAUUACCUGGGAACAUGGGGCUUCGAAGAUAUCCUCACAGAUAUGACCUGUGAUUAUGAUGACCUGGUAUGGCAAGGAAAGAGCUGGAAAGUUCACAAGGGUAUGCAUGCUUCUGCGCAACGACUGUUGAUGGGGGGAGGUGGAAAAGUUAUGAUUACACUUCGAGCUGCUUUGGAGGAAUUUUCAGAUUACGGCGUGGUACUAUGCGGUCACUCGCUAGGCGGAGGCGUUGCUGCAUUAUUAGCUACGAUGAUAUCGGAACCUACGAAUGAUGGCUUCGGGACAUCGUUUGUGACUACUUCAUAUCAAGCCACUGCGCAACGUUUACUCCUAACUGGAAGUAGCGAGACGAAUCAAAUGGCUUGCUUUCUUCCCUCGGGGCGACCUAUACAUGUUUAUGCAUAUGGUCCGCCUGCAUGCAUGUCCCCUUUUCUUCGCCGUGCGACACGAGGGUUAAUCACGACGAUUGUUAACGGUCAUGAUGUGGUACCCAGCCUCUCUUUAGGAAUUUUGCAUGAUAUGCAUACGGUGUCAGUGGCUUUCAAGAGUGAUGUUUCAGGAACUAAGUCGCACGUACAAGGCCGUGUUUGGAAUAGUUUGCGGCAGAGUAUCGUUAAUAAGUUCUACGUCAACGAGCCGCCUAUAGUCCAGCAUGCUGGUGACGGCAUUGGUGAAGACGCUUGGGCAUGGAAGACUCUCAAAAUGCUCAGAGAGGAAAUGCUCGCGCCUAAACUGAUGCCCCCGGGAGAGGUAUUCGUGGUUGAGACCAUGCGCGUCCUUCAGCGGGACGCUUUCACGUCUGGUCUGGGUGAUGAUGGCCACCCGCGGCUGGGUCGUCCUGCAACGAGAGUCCAGCUCAAGUUUAUUCGAGACGUCGAAUCCGUCUUUGGAGAAAUGAGAUUCGGAUCAGGAAUGUUCAGUGACCACAAUCCUGCACGUUAUGAAGCAAGCCUCGCGGCGCUCUCGCGUGGUAUUUUAGAUGACUGA